AUGCUGGCCAUCUAUAAAACCCACAAGACUGAGAUGGAGGAGGGCAAUGGGAAGGACUUGGGGGCGGACUACCAGGGCGUAGACGCCACGCUGGGCCGCAGGAGGAAGACCCUCUUCAUCCCGCCCGACCUGCCCCGGCCUCCUCCCCCUCCUCUUCCUCCCCCGCUGAAGACCACCAGGGUGCUGGGCCAAGCCGGAGGAAGGCUGGUCGUACCCAACACUGGCAUUAGCCUGCUGGUGCCCCGCGGAGGGAUAGCUGAAGACACGAGCUGGGAGAUGUACACGAUCAUCAACCUGGAGGACAGCAGGGAAAGUGAUGCUGGGGUCUUUGGUCGGACGAAGUUUGGAGCGCAGCUCAUUGAGGGACAACUUUGCCGCCACACGUGCCUCUGCCUGGGACAGAUGUGCUGACACCGCCUGUUUUUGUGGCGGAUGAGGCCUUCCCCCAGAAGGUCAACAUCAUGCGCCCAUACCCAGGUAAGUGAAUGGAGUAGCCUAUCGAAUGAAAUAUAUCAAUUUAUAUAGACCACUGCAACAAUAAAAUGUGUUCCAUGCUAAUUAGUAUAAUGUCUAUUACCCAAACUGCCACACAAAUUAAAACUAAUGAAUUAGUUAUUUCAUUAAACUACAGCCUCAGGGCUCUGACGGCAAUACCUUCUGUCCAUUGUUGCAACAUCUCUUCUGAUUAUAAGAACCACAACUUCAGCCCACCUAGACUAUUUAAUUUCACAGAACUCCUUGAACUUGCAAGCAUACAUUUACAGUGCCUGACUUAAUAUGGCUCUAUAGCAUGCUCUUUAGCUCUUGCUGCAUUUGUAUUAUUGGUUCAAGAAGGACCAAGGUUUUCUAAUAAGAAUGUUCUGUUAAUAGGAUCU
Gadus macrocephalus (Pacific cod) is the source of this 875-nucleotide messenger RNA. Its product is annotated as netrin receptor UNC5D-like. The record is from RefSeq and is a predicted model, not a curated record. Lineage: Eukaryota; Metazoa; Chordata; Actinopteri; Gadiformes; Gadidae. The transcript is spliced from 4 exons. The coding region runs from base 1 to 411 and encodes 136 amino acids.